GCUCGAUACAAAGUGUAAGUAUGUACAGUAGUAUGUCUAAUGAUGUAGAUCUACCAAUAUUAAGAGUAUGGAUGACAAAAAUGUUUUGCCGAAAAAAAUUUGACUCUCUUACACCUAUGUUUUGACUAGAUCUAUAUGUCAUAAAAAAAAAUCUGAAAAUAUCUGCAGCUUUAAGGCUAUUCUCUUCACAGGGGCUCGUCACGAAAUAUUUGUCUUGUUAAAAUUUGACAUCGUCUGUUCUUAUAUUUACACAACUCUGUUUACGUCAGCCUGCUUUCUCUUAACUGGUCCCCUAUUGUGACAGCUCCCAAGACCAGUUAACGUAAACCCGAGACAGGGGACAUGUUGAAAAUGGAUUAAAAGCAAUAAUAAUUAUGGGACAAAAAGACUGUCAUCAUUGAGGAAACAAACAUGCAAAGCCAGGAAUCCCAACUCGCUGAUUUUGCGAGUCUCGGGGAAAAGUUUAAAGCAGCCUUUGAAGGAUCAAGAGCAGUGGAGCUGAUGGAGAAAUAUGUCAGCCUCAUCAAUGAAAUCCGCCAACUUCAACAGGAGCAAACAGAGCAGCUCAAACAGCAGAUCCAAGAUUUAAUCAAUCGAGAGGAGCAGGAGGCAGAAAAUGUAAAGGAAGACGGUGAGAAAACGGAUGUUUUGAACCGGGUCAAAAGUGUCCAAGAACAAAUCAAAGCCGAAAACCAACAAUUAGGGGAGGUAACCAAGAAAUGUGAAGAACUGGAAAAAACCCUACAGAAUCAAAGAAAAGAACGGGAGAUGCUAGUGGAAGAGGAAAAGAAGGUCAAACAGGACAAUAAGCAUGCACUUCCCAAGGUCAGAUAUGAAGUACAACUGUACAACACAUUGACUUCAAUACGAUGGCAGUAUGAUUGUGGACCAGAUGAAAUCAAAGGACAUGUCUGCAGUAAAAAUGAUGUCAAGCCAUUCUCUCUGAAUGGAAGUCAGGUCUCCAAAUUCUUCGUCUCCAACUAUUUGUGGGAUAUGAUGGAGGAAGACUAGUGAUGAAGGACUGUCUGAAUGUCGACAGUGCUACUGUAAAUAUUGUACAUGAGAGUAAAGCUAUGUAUUUCAAAA
Messenger RNA from Ostrea edulis (European flat oyster), 1086 nucleotides. RefSeq names its product kinetochore protein spc24-like. Bases 412 to 1011 code for a protein of 199 amino acids. The record is from RefSeq and is a predicted model, not a curated record. The transcript is spliced from 5 exons. NCBI's taxonomy places the organism in Eukaryota, Metazoa, Mollusca, Bivalvia, Ostreida, Ostreidae.